AUGGCAAUCAAGGGCCACAUGGAACUUCCACCAAGGACAGGGGUCUUCGACGAAUCAACCGUCAAGAAACCAGAGGAGUUGAUUGAGGAAGUUAAGAAGCAUGAGAGGGAUGACCCGGAUGAAGGAACGAGCAAUGCAGUCAAGCGCCUGAAACCUUACCCAUACAGGGGAGAGCCUAAAAGGCAGAAAGAGGACCCAACCGAUUUCAUGGAGAUCUUUGGCAAGCUUGAGAUCAAUCUGCCAUUUUUACAAACAUUGAGACUGCCCCCGUUCAGCAGGUUUAUUAAGGACUUCAUAGCUGGAAAAGCUAAGGUCGAUGGGAAGAUUGUAAUUGGAGAAAAUGUGUCUGCUGUAAUCCAGAAGAAGAGACUUCCUUCCAAGAGAACUGAUCUUGGGAUGUUUACUCUACCCAUCAUUAUUGGGGAUGUUAAAAUUGAGCAUGAUAUGUGUGAUCUGGGAGUGUCUAUUAAUGUGUUGUCUUUCUCAGUUUACAAGAGAUUGACUGGAGUCAGCCUAGUGGAUACAAAGGUGGUGAUCCAACUCGUGGAUAGAUCAUGCAUUAGUCUUGAAGGAGUGUUAGGAAAUGUGAUCGUGAGGAUGCAUGAUUUCCUAUACCCUGCAGAUUUUCACGUGAUCCGUAUGAAUGAGUCGGAGGCUGGCGAGUCCAGUGGAGUAUUGUUGGGGAGACCAUUCCUGCGAACAACUAAAACUAUAAUUGAUGUGAGUGACGUAACGAUUUGCUUGGACUAUCAUGGGGAGAAAUUCACUUUCAAUAUUGAUAAAGCAAUGAAAAAACCCUUGGAUAUUGAAAAUCUACAUUCGUUGGAUGUGAUUUACCCAUUAGUCCAAGAAUUUCUUGAAACUGAACUCUUGCAGGAGCAGCCUGCAGCUGCUGAACUGAAUGACUCGAUUGAAGAAGAGGUUUCUAGAUGGUGUGAAACACUUUUGACACAAAAUCAGAGUAUUGUAGGUUAA
This is a messenger RNA of Salvia splendens (bonfire salvia), 975 nucleotides long. RefSeq lists its product as uncharacterized. The coding region runs from base 1 to 975 and encodes 324 amino acids. The transcript has 2 exons. Lineage: Eukaryota; Viridiplantae; Streptophyta; Magnoliopsida; Lamiales; Lamiaceae. The record is from RefSeq and is a predicted model, not a curated record.